Messenger RNA from Chenopodium quinoa (quinoa), 1363 nucleotides. RefSeq names its product protein RTE1-HOMOLOG-like. Gene Ontology annotation, cellular component: Golgi apparatus; endoplasmic reticulum. The coding region runs from base 571 to 1251 and encodes 226 amino acids. NCBI's taxonomy places the organism in Eukaryota, Viridiplantae, Streptophyta, Magnoliopsida, Caryophyllales, Amaranthaceae. The transcript is spliced from 3 exons. Gene Ontology annotation, biological process: response to ethylene; regulation of ethylene-activated signaling pathway. The record is from RefSeq and is a predicted model, not a curated record.
UUUUUUUUGCUGAGAAAACACCAAAACGACGUAGUUUUGGCCUGGGAAUGCACAAAACACGUCGUUUUGGACGUUUUCUCAGCCAUUAUAAUGGGCUUGCGUCAGAUUUUGCUGGGUCCCACCAAUUUACUGUUCAUUCUCAUUUCUCCUCAACUCUUGUGUGUUUUUGGUUCUCCUCAACCGUGAGAGCUAUUUUCCUCACUGAUGUAGUGUUCGGGUUUUUUUUUUACACCUUAAUUUUCACUCAUGAGGGCUUUUUCCCUCAUUGCUGGGAGUGCUCUUAGUAAAAAUCAAAUAAAUAGAACACGCCUAAAUAUUGAACCAAACAAAUCAUUAAUGUGUACAUUCCAUACCCAUCCAAAAUAAAAAAUUUACCAUUAGAUAAACAACUAUCACUUUAUGUUUAUUAACAAGAACAACGAGGCUCCCUCCCCCCCACUCCUCCCUCAACCACCACAAACAAACAAGAAAAAAAAAAAAGGAAAAUAAAGUCUGGGUGUCUCCACCACGCCAAUCAUCGGCGUCAAAGGCAAUACCAUCAGCUUCGUCAAGUUUUUUUUCACCCCAGACAUGGACACAGAAGGACAACAAAUGAUUUGUGAAAGUUCUCCACAGGCCAUACAAAUUGACCCUAAAAGAGCUCGAUUUCCUUUCUGUAUCGUAUGGACACCUCUUCCUGUUAUUUCAUGGUUGAUUCCUUUUAUUGGUCAUAUUGGCAUUUGCAGAGAGGAUGGCGUAAUUUUGGACUUUGCAGGCCCCAACUAUGUUUGUGUCGACAACUUUUCCUUCGGCUCAGUGACUCGAUACCUACAGAUAGAUGCAAAGCUGUGCCGUUCAAUUUCCGUCUUGGCUUCCCAUAGAAAUGGAGACCAACAGAAUCCAAGUGAAUCUGAUGGAGAUAUUUUUACGUGGGAUGAUGCACUUCGAAAAAGCACACUAGAAUUUCAACACCAUUCGUACAAUAUCUUGACUUGCAACUGUCACUCCUUUGUGGCAAACAAUCUAAACCGUCUGGGUUUCAAUGGUGGCAGGUGGAAUGUGGUUAGUCUUGCAGUACUGAUACUCUUGAAGGGUAGGUGGGUGGACAGAGGUUCCAUCAUAAAAUCUUACUUGCCCUUUCUUAUUGUAUUUCCUUUGGGUCUUGUUCUUGGAGGCUGGUCCUUUCUGAAAUUUUGGGCUUUGUUUAUGAUUAUCCUUGUUGGUUGGUUUUUUAUUGGAUCAUAUUUUUUUAAGGCUUUAAUCCAGUUGUGAAACUUUAUACUUGUAUUUUUGUACCUGAACAUUCUGUCAAGUUCUUGUUUAUCUCGUUAAAUGUACAGAAACGACCAUGUAAUCGAGUAAAAAGUUUCACCGGUUAAUGCUA